UUGCACAAAAUCGGCUUUGCCCUCACCAACUUGACCCAACAUCCACUAGACAUCCUGACAUUCAUGAAAAGGGGAAGGGAAACGCUGACCUCAGCAGACAUCACAAGGAUGAUUGAAUGUGCCUGCCGCCGUAUGCGGUCGCAACACAUACUGGAGGUUGUGGAAGCAGAACUGCAGAGCCUUAAACCGGGUGCA
Darwinula stevensoni is the source of this 195-nucleotide messenger RNA. The record is from the annotation of a GenBank genome assembly. NCBI's taxonomy places the organism in Eukaryota, Metazoa, Arthropoda, Ostracoda, Podocopida, Darwinulidae.